AUGGCGAGGCUUGUAACCUGCCAGGUGGGCGAUGCCAACCCCGGACCUCCCUCAUUUUCAAAUUUGCCCACUCCCCCUUUUUGGGGGCUUGGCGCCAUUGCUGUUUCGAACCUCGAGCUGGUAGGAUCAUCACGACCCUUUCCAAUGGCGGGAUCGCAAGCACAUGGCGUUUCGGAGAUGGCUGCCAGGAAAUCAUCUGGUAGGGGGAUAGCAUGGAAACAUGCAGAAACUGUGGACCUAAUAGCGCUGUGGGGGGAGGAAAAGGUGCAGCAGCAACUAAGGGAGAAUCACAGAAACAUAGAUGUGUUUGAAAACAUCGCCGCAGAAAUGCGGAGGAGGGGCCAUGACAGAAAUGCGGAAGAAUGUUGCACGAAAUCUAAGGCAUUGAAAAGAAAAUUCAAGGAGGAAUAUCAAAAAUCGAGGUUGAGCGGAAGCGGAGCGGUAGAAAUGCCAUUCUUCCACGAGCUUCGCAGAAUAUUGGCGGGGGAUGCCAGCGUGGAGGCAAAGCGGGUCUCGGACGAGACCGAAGUUACGUACCACGACAGCGAGAACCUCGAGCUGGUGGAGGAAGGGCCCUCUAGACCCAUCACGGAGCAGGACCCCUUGGCGGAUUCGCAGGCUCCCUUGGCGGACUCGCAGGAUCUGUUUUCCCAAGAGACCGUUGUUACUCAGGAUCCAGAUCAGGAGAUAAAUCUGGUGCUGCAGGAGAUUGAUCCGCAGACCCUGGUGCGAGAACUGCAGCAGCAGGAACCAGCGGCCAGCAGCUCGGGGUCUAACGGAACCCAAACCCAAACCCAAACCCGGGCUGGAAGCAAUGCCGCUAGAAGGUCAGGAAAAGGGACACCCUUUGAGAGUGGGACCUGUGGAUCUGGUUUCUUAAUUGUUUUCCGCUUGUAG
Molecule: messenger RNA, 897 nt
Organism: Sceloporus undulatus (fence lizard)
Lineage: Eukaryota; Metazoa; Chordata; Lepidosauria; Squamata; Phrynosomatidae
Product: zinc finger and SCAN domain-containing protein 29-like
Exons: 3
Coding region: 1-897 (298 amino acids)
Biological process (GO): positive regulation of DNA-templated transcription
Cellular component (GO): nuclear body
Source: RefSeq, a predicted model, not a curated record